Durio zibethinus is the source of this 1637-nucleotide messenger RNA. RefSeq names its product 1-aminocyclopropane-1-carboxylate oxidase homolog 1-like. The record is from RefSeq and is a predicted model, not a curated record. Lineage: Eukaryota; Viridiplantae; Streptophyta; Magnoliopsida; Malvales; Malvaceae.
CUGAUAAAAAUCCCAAUUUUUUUUUCCUGCAGAAUUUAUAAGGCUACACUUGUGAAGGGGAAGUGUUUCUGUUUUUGGGAAAAGGCCCAGACAAAUCUAAGGAAAAACAUGUUGUUUAAUAUUGUCCAUGAAGUAAGUGUUUUGUAACGUAUCAAGAUUGUGAUUUUCAAGGAAUCGCCUUAUGCGGGUAUCUCGCUACGUUUGGCCUUUUUCCACUGCUCAUCUCCUUUCAAUAUUUUUAUAAUAAUACUACUCACCACUUACCAUAUAAGCUCAAAGGCAUUUGUUCUGACCAUUUUCUUUCAAUCAUUCAUUCAUUCAGCCAAGCAUCUUUGAGAUUGUAAACUUCUCAUGCAUGAAUGGUCAUUGCUUAGUGCUCCUUUUGAAACGCCAUUCUUUUCAUUCGGUCUAAGCAUCUUUACCAUCUUUUUCCCCUGUUCUGCUUAGAUGGUCACAACUAACAGCUAAAAUUAGACCCCCUUCCAUUCUCCUUCAGUAAUUUCCAGGUAUCAUUUGUUGACAUGGAAGUGGCUUCCGAAGAGGGUUCAAGUUAUGAUAGAGCAAAGGAACUGAAGGACUUUGAUGAAACUAAAGCAGGGGUUAAAGGACUUGUUGACUCUGGUGCUGUCAAGAUUCCCAAGUUCUUCAUCCAUCCCCUGGAAAGCCUGAAAAACCUUAAUGCUAGCAGUACUAGUACAGUUUGUUUCCAAGUUCCAGUGAUAGAUCUGGAAGGCUUUGAAGGUAGCCGACGGAAGGAGAUAUUGACUGGAAUCUUGGAAGCUUCAGAAACAUGGGGUUUCUUUCAAGUUGUUAACCAUGGCGUUUCUCUUUGCAUUAUGGAUGGAAUGCUAGAAGGUGUGCGCCGAUUCCAUGAACAACCAAAGGAUGUGAAGAUGGAAUGGUACUCGCGGGAUUAUAAGCAGCCUGUUAGGUAUUUCUGCAAUGGAAAUCUCCUUGUAAACAAAGGAGCUGCAAACUGGAGGGAUUCAAUAGCAUUUGAUUUCCAUGAUGGCCAACUAGACCCCCACAAUUUUCCUCCAAUAUGCAGGGAAGCUGUAAGUGAAUACAUAAAACACAUGAUCAAGCUAAGAAAGACACUAUCUGAACUUCUAUCAGAGGCUUUGGGGCUUCACAGUGACUACCUUGCCAGCAUAGGAUGCAUGGAAACUGAGUCCCUGGUAUGCCACUACUACCCUGCUUGCCCCGAGCCAGACUUAACGCUGGGAGCAACCAAGCAUUCAGACCCAUCUUUCCUGACCAUUCUCCUUCAAAACAAUAUCAGAGGCCUCCAAGUUCUUCAUCAAAGUAACUGGGUUGAUGUUCCUUCUCUUCCAGGCGCUUUUGUGAUUAACAUUGGUGACUUCAUUCAGCUCAUCACAAAUGACAAAUUCAGAAGCGUGGAGCAUAGGGUGCUGGCAGGACAAGUACCAAGGGUAUCGGUGGCGUGUUUUUUCUAUCCAAGUACAGCUAAUAAACUUAAACCAUAUGCACCAAUAAAAGAGCUCCUAACAGAAAGUAAUCCACCUAUAUACCGGGAAACUCAUGUUACUGAAUAUAUGGCCUAUUUCAGGGCCAAAGGCCUGGAUGGAAACUCAAGCCUUCCUCAUUUUAAAUUGCAAUAACCUUAUGAUGCAAUA